AUGGCUAAUUACAAUUUAACCACUUCGUUUGACUCUGAUCUGAAUGACAAUUUCUCUAAUGAUAAAAACAUCACUUUAAAUUCAAUAGAUCCUGAUAUCUUCAACAAUAUCUUCAACCAGUCCGUUUUCAAACUACCAGAAGUUAAUCAGUUUAUCAAUCUCCAGCAUUCUUACACAAUAAUGCAUUUUAACAGCCGAACCGCACCUGUCAUCAACCCUCAUGUUGCCACACGUGGUUCUUUGGCGUCGGUCUCGGAGAGUCCCUCCCAAGUAGAUUUUUUUCAUCUUUUUGACAGGCUGACGGCCGUUUUGAGGACUGCUCAUCUGUAUGAUCACGUUCCCAAACCGUGUAGAGACAAGGUAUCUAAAGCAUUGUCGGCUUUAUUGACGGCCGUUUGUGACGAUCCCUGCGACGCGGCCCAUUGGUGCAGGCUCCAAUGUUUUUUCACAUUUGUUUUGUUCAAGCCCACCAGGGGCGGUCGCAGGAUUAAUCAAGCCAAUUACGUUUUUGAACGUUGGAUUAGUGCAGUAACUACUCGGAUCGAACAGGGCAGUCUCUCGGUGGCUGUCAGACUUGCUUGUUCGCUCGUGGGCAUAGCGGAGAACUCGUCUGAGACACUCGCUAAACUCAAGGCUAUUCAUCCCAGUACUCCAUUGAACAGAUUUGCCCUCAAACGUGUCUCUCUUCUCCCGGUCCACGACGCACUGACUAUCAUCCGAGGCGCCCUCAGUUUGCCGAAAUUGAUGUAUUUUUUGCGCACAUCCAACUCUGUUAAUGCGGCCAUUUUGUGCGAAUUUGAGGGUGCUCUGCGGGCCUCAAUUCCGGUUUUAAAGAAACCGUCGGGCAUUGCGGCGCAUGAUGGUAAGCGUCCUGACGGAUGUACCUUGAUUCCUUGGAGAGCCGGCAGGUGCUUGGCGUGGGACGUUACCGUUCCGGGCACCUUUGCUGAGCGCUACGUGCAGCUUACUAGCAAAGAAAGCGGUUUGGCUGCAACCAGGGCAUCUGAUGAAAAGAUCAAGAAGUAUGACGAAGCUCUCCCCUCGAUGGAGUUUUUACCGAUUUGUAUCGAGGUCCUCGGCCCCAUGGACCGUAACACAUCCAAGUUUUUCAAUCACAUUUGGAAACAUAUUAGUAUUAGGUCAGGUGAUAGUAGGGAGUAUUUUUUCGUUAUGAAUAAUAUUUCGUGCAUUCUGCAGCGGUUUUUGCGCGUCUGUGUGUAA
Molecule: messenger RNA, 1221 nt
Organism: Helobdella robusta
Lineage: Eukaryota; Metazoa; Annelida; Clitellata; Rhynchobdellida; Glossiphoniidae
Exons: 5
Coding region: 1-1221 (406 amino acids)
Source: RefSeq, a predicted model, not a curated record